This is a messenger RNA of Mesorhabditis belari, 918 nucleotides long. Lineage: Eukaryota; Metazoa; Nematoda; Chromadorea; Rhabditida; Rhabditidae. The record is from the annotation of a GenBank genome assembly.
AUGGGUGUGAUGGCCUUCGGUCUAUUCAUCACGAUUCUCCUACUUUUCCAUCAAAUUUCUCCGUCGAUUCAACAAAGCGAUCAAUUGGAUCCAUCCACAUCUCCGAAUGAUCGAGAUGAGAAUCUGUCUCGUGAUCGUCGUACUUUGAACUGUGAAAAGGAUUGUUCGGACACCGUUCUCUUGGGAUCUUGUCAAAGAAAUCUGAAUGAAACCCAACAAGAGCUUGUCGAGACUCGAGGAAACAUCCUCGAACUGCAGACGGAAAUCGCAAGAGAGCGGAACGAAACGAAGGACAAAGACGUCGAGAUGAGUCGAUUGACAGCAAAAAUGGCUCAAAUCGAGGCGAAUUUAAUGGGGAAAAUCGCCGAGACGAAAAGGAAGAACGACGAUCUCGAAGCACAAUUAAGAACUCAAAAUACGGAUGCAAGAGACGGAAAAGCCAAGAUUGGAGAGCUUGAAGGGAUAAUCAACGCGUUGCAGAGCGAGAACUCUGACCUCGAAACCCAAAUAAAUCGAACGAUGAAUCUCUUGAAACUGGAUGGAUGGUCGUAUUUAGCAAAAACCGCUUCUUCGUACAAGUUUAUCGCUCGACCAAUGACAUUUGAUGAAGCUGAGGAAUAUUGUGCGAGUCAAAAGGGCCAUUCAGUCUCAAUUCACAGUCAGGAAGAGAACGAUUUUGUUCAGAAACUCGCGAAAAAUUUUACUUCGAGUCUUGUGUUCUGGAUCGGAAUGAAGAGAAAUCCGAACAAAGAAAAUGCUUUUGAAUGGACGGAUGGAAGUUCGGUGGAUUUCACGAAUUGGAAGGUUGGAGAGCCGGAUUCGAACACCCACGCUUAUCUUUGGAGCAACACUGGGACAUGGGAGGCCUAUUCUCCUACCAAACAGUAUCGUUUUAUUUGCAAAAGGAGCUCUCAGCUC